AUGUCAGACCACGACAGACCUGCCAGUCCUCAAGACGGCGCAACAAUAGACAUCACAGUCCACCACCAUGGAGCACCAUACACAUUCACACUGCCCGCCGCCGCGACCCUCAGCAACCUCGCAUCAACCAUAUCAUCGUCUGCAGACCUCCAAAUCCCCAUCGAAAAUCAGAAAUUCAUGAUUGCACCUGGGAAACUCGGUUUACAAAAGCCACCGUUCAACACCACCACACCUCUGCCCGAAUAUCUCCCACUCUCAUCCCCCAAACUCAAAAUCACAUUGCUGGGCGCAAGGACAGAGGACAUCGACUCGAUGAACGAGAACAUUUCCAGCAACAAACAACGCCUUGCUGCCCGCGCUCAAGCCCGCCGCCAACCACAUCCACCCAUCACCCGCCGACCCCCCAGCGGCAUUCACACCCUCACCUCCCCGUCCUCCUCAGCCUACACAUUCGGACGCUGCGAACCACUCUCCUACCUGCCCAACCCGGCCCGCAGCCUACAAUUUCUAGAACGCCUCCGCGACGACCCCGGGAUAAAACAUGCCAUGGCCAAACACCGCUUCUACGUUCCCUUAUUGACCGAGAUGAAUCCCGCCGAGCACACAACCCACGAAUCGCGCACCUUGGGUCUGAAUCGCAACAAGGGUGAGGUUAUCGAGUUAAGACUUCGCACAGAUGCGUAUGACGGGUAUAGAGAUUAUAGAACUAUACGCAAAACGUUGUGUCAUGAAUUAGCGCAUUGCGUGCAUAGUGAUCAUGAUCGCCAGUUUUGGGAGUUGACGAAGCAGAUUGAGCAAGAAGUUGAGAGGGGGGAUUGGACGAGAGGUGGGAAUAGGCUGUCGGAGCAGGAGUUUUAUAAUCCGCAGGAUUGGGAGACGGAGGGGCAGAGGGGGGAGGAGGAUGCGUGGUUUGAUCAUGGGGGGUGGACAGGGGGUGAAUACGUCCUAGGAGGAGGAGGAGGUGGUGGUGCUGGGCAAGCUGCUGCAGGAGGAGGGUUGAGUAGAAGGGAGAUUAUGGCGAGGGCGGCGGAGGAUAGGCUGAAGAGGGAACAGCAACGAGGAAGGGGGUCUAAUGCUGAGGGAGAGACUUGA
Talaromyces marneffei is the source of this 1092-nucleotide messenger RNA. RefSeq lists its product as uncharacterized. Gene Ontology annotation, molecular function: proteasome binding. The coding region runs from base 1 to 1092 and encodes 363 amino acids. The record is from RefSeq and is a predicted model, not a curated record. The transcript has a single exon. NCBI's taxonomy places the organism in Eukaryota, Fungi, Ascomycota, Eurotiomycetes, Eurotiales, Trichocomaceae.